AUGGCCCACAAAAAAGCUUUGGAAGCCUUGGACCGUACAAUGAAAGAUCUUCGCGAUAACCGAAAUGCCUUCGGCGGUGGAUUAAUCAUCUUAUCAGGGGAUUUCCGUCAAACAUUACCUGUUAUUCCGCGCGCAACCCCCGCGGAUGAACUGAAUGCGUGUCUCAAAUCUUCUUAUUUAUGGCCAAAUGUAAAAAAACUGUCACUUAAAACAAAUAUGCGCGUCAUCUUACAAAGCGAUCCAUCCGCGGAACGUUUCGCGAAACAAUUAUUACAAAUCGGUAAUGGAGAAAUUGGCCCAGAGCCAUCAUCCCGCAAUAUUGUUUUACCCACCGACUUCUGUAAUAGCGUUACAUCGGACAAUGCGUUAAUCGAUAGUGUUUUCCCCCUACUUAUACAAAAUUAUAACGAUCAUCGAUGGUUAAGUGAAAGAGCGAUUUUAGCACCCACCAAUAUCGAUGUUGAUGCCAUUAACAGGGCAAUACAAAAUCGGAUCCCCGGGGACAUCAUGUCUUAUAAAUCCAUUGAUACAGUGUUGAAUCAGGAUGAAGCUGUAGAAUACCCCACAGAAUUCUUGAAUUCCCUUGAUUUACCCGGAAUGCCACCGCAUGAUCUUAAAUUGAAAAUCGGAGUACCAAUCAUAAUUCUCCGGAAUAUAAAUCCACCGCGACUCUGCAACGGAACGAGAUUGUCGGUGAAACAAUUGAUGAAUAAUAUAAUCGAAGGAACUAUCUUAAAUGGAAAAUUCAAGGGGGAACAAGUUCUCCUACCGCGCAUUCCCUUGAUACCAUCUGAUUUGCCCUUUGAAUUCAAACGAUUACAAUUUCCGGUACGUCUAGCGUUUGCAAUGACCAUUAACAAAGCACAGGGACAAUCGUUGCAAAUUUGUGGUGUGAAUUUAUUGAAUCCCUGUUUCUCUCACGGACAGCUGUAUGUUGCAUGCUCCCGUGUCGGAAAACCGCAAGAUUUAUAUAUUCUCGCUUCGGGAGGGAAAACAACAAACAUAGUAUAUCCACAAGCUCUCGAAUAA
This is a messenger RNA of Galendromus occidentalis (western predatory mite), 1029 nucleotides long. Its product is annotated as ATP-dependent DNA helicase pif1-like. Gene Ontology annotation, molecular function: DNA helicase activity. Lineage: Eukaryota; Metazoa; Arthropoda; Arachnida; Mesostigmata; Phytoseiidae. The coding region runs from base 1 to 1029 and encodes 342 amino acids. The transcript has a single exon. The record is from RefSeq and is a predicted model, not a curated record. Gene Ontology annotation, biological process: DNA repair; telomere maintenance.